AUGCUGUCCUCAAGAUUUGCACGAGCUCUCCCUCGAGCUUCAACCUCUGCCACACGCUCCGCAAAUCUUCUCCGCACACCAUAUGCAUCGUCAUUUGUACGAUACAACUCCGAUGGCGGCGACAAGAAGGUGAAGGGUGCCGUCAUUGGCAUUGACUUGGGUACCACCAACUCAGCAGUAGCCAUUAUGGAGGGCCAGACACCAAAGAUUAUUGAGAACUCGGAAGGUGCCCGAACAACCCCAUCCGUGGUUGCAUUCGCACAAGACGGCGAGCGGUUAGUUGGUGUCUCAGCAAAGCGCCAAGCUGUUGUAAACCCAGAAAAUACCCUAUUUGCCACAAAGAGAUUGAUCGGCCGGAAGUUCACCGAUGGUGAGGUCCAGCGCGACAUGAAGGAGGUCCCAUACAAGAUCGUCCAACACACAAACGGCGACGCGUGGGUUGAGGCACGUGGCCAGAAGUACUCGCCAUCCCAAAUCGGUGGUUUCGUCUUGCAGAAGAUGAAGGAGACCGCGGAGUCCUACCUGACGAAGCCUAUCCAGAAUGCUGUUGUCACUGUCCCUGCCUACUUCAACGAUUCCCAGCGUCAAGCUACCAAGGAUGCCGGUCAAAUUGCUGGUCUUAACGUCCUCCGUGUGGUCAACGAGCCUACUGCCGCAGCUCUCGCCUACGGACUUGAGAAGGACCAGGACAAGGUCAUCGCAGUUUACGAUUUGGGAGGAGGAACUUUCGAUAUCUCCGUGCUCGAGAUCCAGAAGGGUGUCUUCGAGGUGAAGUCCACCAACGGUGAUACUCACUUGGGUGGUGAGGACUUUGACAUCCACCUGGUCCGACACAUUGUCCAACAGUUCAAGAAAGACUCUGGUCUGGAUAUUUCGAAUGACCGUAUGGCCAUUCAGCGUAUCCGCGAGGCUGCCGAGAAGGCCAAGAUUGAGUUGUCCUCAUCUAUGCAAACCGAUAUCAACCUUCCCUUCAUCACAGCUGAUGCCUCUGGGCCAAAGCACAUCAACACAAAGCUUACUCGGGCGCAAUUGGAGAAGCUUGUUGAUCCCCUCAUCAACCGCACCAUUGACCCCGUGCGCAAGGCCCUGAAGGAUGCUAAUCUCCAGGCCAAGGAUAUCCAAGAGGUUAUCUUGGUCGGAGGUAUGACUCGCAUGCCAAAGGUCAGCGAGUCUGUUAAGAGCAUCUUUGGCCGCGAUCCUGCCAAGUCUGUCAACCCCGAUGAGGCUGUUGCCAUGGGAGCUGCGAUCCAGGGUGGUGUCCUCGCCGGUAACGUCACUGAUGUCCUUCUUUUGGAUGUCACACCUCUUUCCCUUGGUAUUGAGACCCUUGGAGGUGUCUUCACCCGUCUCAUCAACCGAAACACCACCAUCCCUACCAAGAAAUCCCAGGUCUUCUCAACCGCUGCCGACUUCCAGACUGCAGUUGAAAUCAAGGUUUACCAGGGCGAGCGUGAACUUGUCCGUGACAACAAGAUGCUCGGCAACUUCCAGCUCACUGGUAUCCCUCCUGCGCACCGUGGUGUCCCUCAAAUUGAGGUUACUUUCGACAUUGAUGCCGAUGCGAUUGUUCAUGUGCACGCAAAGGAUAAGUCUACCAACAAGGACCAGUCCAUCACCAUUGCUUCAGGCUCCGGUCUCUCCGACCAGGAGAUCCAGAACAUGGUUGAGGACUCUGAGCGAUAUGCCGACGAAGACAAGGAGCGCAAGUCUGCUAUCGAGGCAGCCAACAGAUCCGAUAGCGUGGUGAAUGACACCGAGAAGGCCUUGAACGAGUUUGCCGACAGACUCGAUAAGACUGAGGCCGACCAGAUCCGCGAGAAGAUCGCCGCUCUCCGUGAGCUCGUCGCCAAGAACCAAUCUGGUGACGGUACCGCCACUGCUGAGGAGUUGAAGGAGAAGACCGACGAGCUGCAAAUGGCCAGCUUGAACCUGUUCGACAAGAUGCACAAGGCUCGUGCUGAGACCAGUGAUUCUCAAUCCGGAAACGCUGGCGAGACCAACCCACCUGAGGGUGAGGCCAAGGAUGGCGAGAAGAAGCCAUGA
Venustampulla echinocandica is the source of this 2043-nucleotide messenger RNA. RefSeq lists its product as uncharacterized. Gene Ontology annotation, cellular component: cytoplasm; mitochondrion. Bases 1 to 2043 code for a protein of 680 amino acids. Gene Ontology annotation, biological process: protein refolding; cellular response to unfolded protein. The record is from RefSeq and is a predicted model, not a curated record. The transcript has 4 exons. Gene Ontology annotation, molecular function: ATP binding; ATP-dependent protein folding chaperone; heat shock protein binding. NCBI's taxonomy places the organism in Eukaryota, Fungi, Ascomycota, Leotiomycetes, Helotiales, Pleuroascaceae.